Wasmannia auropunctata (little fire ant) is the source of this 2768-nucleotide messenger RNA. It is a transcript of the gene eIF3g1, whose product is annotated as eukaryotic translation initiation factor 3 subunit G-like. Bases 251 to 1141 code for a protein of 296 amino acids. Gene Ontology annotation, molecular function: RNA binding; translation initiation factor activity. The transcript is spliced from 4 exons. Lineage: Eukaryota; Metazoa; Arthropoda; Insecta; Hymenoptera; Formicidae. Gene Ontology annotation, cellular component: cytoplasm; eukaryotic translation initiation factor 3 complex. The record is from RefSeq and is a predicted model, not a curated record.
UCGCGGUUCCACGAUCUAUGGCGGCAUCACGAUCAACGGAGUGACGGCAGAGCACGAUGCCUCCAUUGCCUCCAUUUUGAUUGUCCACGCCACAUGGAUGUCUAAAUGUCUUGUCGGCAAUUUGCACUUUGUUUCGUUGUAAUCCGUGCUCCGAUCUGAAUAAUUUGCCUACGUCCAGCUGUCUAAUUCCUACGCAUUUGUGUACAUUUUCUGGCUUCUAAUAGCGUUUUAUUUAUUAUAAAAAAAUAAGAUGACUGACAAAUCUUUAACGGAGAUGCCAGUGGCACAGAAUGAGGUCAAGUCCAGUUGGGCUGACGAAGUUGAAGAAGAGGGAGGAGCGUUACCCGCGCCUUCGGAAGUCUACGAGAACGGUUUCAAAAUUCAGACCGAGUACAAGUACAAUCAGGACAACAAGAGAGUCAAGGUUGUACGCGUUUAUAAGAUAGAGCGGCGCAUAGUGUCGAAAACGAUCGCGGCGCGUAAAAAUUGGACCAAGUUCGGCGAUUCCGCUGACGACAGGCCGGGGCCCAAUCCAGCCACCACUGUCGGUGGUGAGGAUGUCUUCAUGCAAUUCAUAUCCAGCAAGGAGGAGGAGAACAAAGUGGAGGAAGACUCCCUGGACAAAUUGAAAAGCAUGGGCGACAAGGGUGUCGUCAAGUGCCGUAACUGCAACGGCGAUCACUGGACGUCCAAGUGCCCGUACAAGGACACUGUUCUCGCCGGUGGAAAAGUACCAGAUGACAAAAAACCUCUCGUUAGUACGGGAAUACCCGGAAGUGCAAUGGCGGAACUUAAACCGCAGGGCGGGAAGUAUGUGCCGCCCGGUAUGCGCGACGGCGGCAACAAGCGCGGUGAUUCGAUGCAGAUGCAGCGACGCGACGACACGACCGCUAUACGCAUCUCGAAUCUCUCGCAGAGCACGACAGAUGCGGAUCUGGACGAGCUUGUGAAGCCAUUCGGCUCCGUGGUGAAGCAGUUUCUCGCCAAAGAGAAACUUUCAAAUUUGUGCAAAGGCUUUGCCUAUGUGCAUUUUAAGCACAGAGCGGAUGCCGCGAGAGCGAUAGCCACGCUGGACGGUUACGGUUACGAUCAUCUCAUUUUGAGUGUCGAAUGGUCAAAGCCACAAGUUCAAAACAAUUAAAGUGGUUCCAAGCGGAAUCAGUUGAAAGCACGACAGAAUGGACAGAAAUAUGAAAUUAGUUCAGAAGCAAAUUCCUAUGACGAACUGUAUUUGUGCAUAAAAGUAUCUAUAUUCUUACGAUAUCAAAAAUAGAAAGAUGAUAAGUGAUCUUUAUUCAUUUCAUUUAAUCUUAAAUGUGAAAAUUGGAUUUUUAAUCAGAUUUGCGUUAUACGUUUAAUUAUAUUUAUAAAUAUAAUGUAUCGUAUUUGAUCAUUACAAUAUGUAUGAUUCAAUUUUGACAUUUAGAAUUAAAUGAGAUAUAUACAAGUCGCUAUUGUCUUUCUAUUUCUUAUCGGAAAUUAAGUUGUGUGAUUCUUGCAUCCUAUCCGCUCAAUCAUCCUGCUCAGGGCGAGAUCUCCAAGAUUUGGUGAAGAUCUGGCUCAACAUAGAGAUUUAUUCUCAAUUAUAGAAAUAUAUAUUGCAACUUUCUGAUAUUGUAAGAGAUGUACAUAGAUUCAUUUAUGCAAAAAUAAUUCGUUUGUCAUAGGGAUGCGCGACGGCAACGAACGCGGUGACUCGAUGCAGAUAUAGCGAUUCGACGAUACAACUGCUAUAUGCAUUUCAAAUCUCGCAGAGCACGGAAUCUGGGAGGACGAGCUUGUGAGCCAUUCGGCUCCGUUGUGAAGCAGUUUCUCGCCAAAGAGAAUCUUUAUAAUCUCUGCAAUGAUUUUGCAUAUUUCCUCCAAUUUUUGUUUAACUUCAAACAUAGUCUGACUACGGACUGCGAAUCUUUAUUUUAUUUAAAAUUUACUUAAGUAUGUAAGUAUAUAAAUAUGUAAAUGUAUAAUAAACGCACACACACAUAUUUACUAUAUAAAUUACUAUAUAAACAUACCUUCCUCUUCGAGUCUUGUCAGAAUGUGAUGAUCUCUCAACUGUACUUCUGCGCCAUUUAUAAUUUCCACUGAUAUAUAUAGAAUUACAAUUUUAACGCCGGUUUCGAGCAGUCUAGAGGAAUUUUUAGAUAUAUCAGAUAUGAGAGGGCAGGAUCUGUUCUCCGUAAUGUGCCAGUGUCUUCCGAGACAACGAUUGAAUAAAAAUCCGAUGUCUGAUCAGAUCCCCGAUCUUCGGUUCAGAAAAGCAGACUCAAUUCUAUGUGCCACGACUGCUGUUUCAAAAUAAACAUACGAUAAAAUAUACAUUUAAAAAAUAUGAGUGUAACUAAAAUAAGGUAACAAACUUCGGAGGGCGAGCUCCCCUAUCAAACAUGAAUAAAAAGUGGCUUUGCGGACAUACGUUUAUAUGAACCUACUGUUGAAAUACAGCUCAAAAUGUUUAGUUAAUUAAUAAAAAAUGAAAAAGUAACAUUUUCAAUUUUUAAUUACAAUAAAUGUUCGAAAACUGAAAAUAAAUAAUAUUAAAUAGUAAUAAAUAUUAUUUAUUUAUUUUCCGUUAAUAAACAUUUUGAGCUUUAUCUCAAUACAAUAGAUUGAUUUGGGUUCUGAUUUUGCAAUGUAUUACCAAUCUAUUAAUUCAAAGCUACUCUUGUUUACUUGUGUUAAAAAUAAUUUCAUCGAUAGAUGAAGUACCAUACUUUGUAUUUUGAAAGUCUUAUUGAUUGAAAAAUAUAUUAUAAAUUCUUACGUGA